AUGUGGAAGCAACGAUCUCGGGCAUUGUGGCUGCAUGCAGGGGACAGCAACACCCGCUACUUCCAUAGCAGAGCUACACACAGGUUUCGACGAAACAAAAUAGAUGCAUUGGAAAACUCUGUGGGCGAAAAGUGUGUGGAUGAGAGUGAGGUUGCCAACAUAUUGGUGGAGCACUACCAAUCCUUGUUCACCUCUUCCUCGCCAAACUCGAUUGAGGCAGCACUUGAAGCUACCAACGUGGCUGUCACACAUGAGAUGAAUCAGGAGCUGAUUGCACCUUUUAGGAGGGAUGAAGUUGAUAUGGCUUUGCAUCAAAUGGACCCCUUGAAAGCGCCAGGGCCUGACAGAAUGCCCCCAUUGUUUUUUCAGAAAUUUUGGCCAACUAUUGGGGAUGAAGUGGCAGAGGCAGUGCUGUUCUGUCUCAACACAGGUUCAGUCCCACCCUCCAUUAACUGGACUUUUAUCACUCUCAUUCCUAAGGUAAAGAGCCCGGUGAGAGUUUCAAACUAUCGUCCUAUUGCACUUUGUAAUAUUCUCUAUAAACUUAUUUCUAAAGUUCUAGCAAAUAGACUUAAGAAAAUUUUACAUUAUGUGAUAUCUGAAUCUCAAAGUGCGUUUCACUCUUCUAAAGCUAUUACAGAUAAUAUCUUAGUUGCUUUCGAGACCUUACACCACAUGAAGGCUCAAAAAUCUAAGAAGAUGGGGUUCAUGGCCAUGAAGCUAGAUAUGAGCAAGGCAUAUGAUCGGGUGGAAUGGGAGUAUGUGGCGAGGAUUAUGGAGAAAUUGGGAUUCUGUGAAAAAUGGAUCGCCUUAGUAUUGGAGUGUAUUAGCACAGUGUCGUACUCAAUCUUGAUAAAUGGAGAGCCUAAGGGAGAUAUCAAGCCUUCUAGAGGGAUUAGACAGGGUGAUCUGUUGUUACCUUACCUUUUUCUUUUAUGCUCGGAAGGCCUAAAUAGGAUGUUACAACAGGCAGCAGCUAAUGAUCAAAUAAGGGGCUUUUCCUUACGCAAACGGGGUCCAAGGAUCUCUCACCUAUUUUUUGCGGACGAUAGCUUGCCAUUUUGUAGAGCGUCCAGGUCUGAUCUGCAGGUGAUUCAGAACAUUUUAGUGUUGUAUGAACAAGCUUCGGGCCAAAAACUUAAUCGGGAAAAGACCUCCAUUUUUUUCAGCAAGGCUGUAAGCGAAGAGACAAAAGCUAAUCUUUCGGCUUUCCUAGGGGUGCAAGAAGUUAAAGAAUAUGAGAAGUACCUUGGCUUACCAGCGGUAGUGGGGAAGAAAAAGAAAGCAAGCUUUAACUACAUCAAGGAGAGGGUUUGGAGUAAACUUCAGGGGUGGAAGGAGAAGCUAUUGUCCCAAGCAGGUAGGGAGAUUUUACUUAAGGUCAUGGUACAAGCAAUUCCCACUUUUGCUAUGAGUUGCUUCAAGCUACCAGUGGGAUUGUGUGAUGAGAUUGAGGCGCUGAUUCGAAAAUUUUACUGGGGGCAAAAGGGUGAACAAAGGAAAGUCCAUUGGAAGAGAUGGGAUGUUCUGUGUAAACCCAAAGCAAAAGGUGGGAUGGGCUUCAAGGAGUUGGCAAAAUUCAAUGAUGCAAUGCUAGCAAGGCAAGUAUGGAGGCUUUUGAAGGACCAAAACUCUCUGUUUUACCGAGUUUUCAAAGCGAAAUAUUUUCCUAGAGGGUCAGUUUUUGAAGCGUCGGCAGCUACUGGGUCCUUUGCAUGGCAGAGCAUCUUAAAGGCUAGAAAGGUGGUUUCCUUGGGAAUGAGGUGGAGGUUGGGGGAUGGAAGGAGUAUAAAAAUUUAUGAUGAUAGUUGGUUGCCAGGUAAGGAGUCAGCCAAGGUGUUAUCUCCGCGUAUAUCUGCCUUAGAAGGAGCCACUGUGGACUGUUUGAUUAGGCCUGACACAAGAACAUGGGACCACAAUUUAAUUGUUCCUAUGGUUUUAAGCACAAAGAAUAAAAGCUAUCCCUCUCUGUUGGUCAAGUCAGCGAGUUCAGACACCUCAAAUCAAAAGACCUUCUGGAAUCGUAUAUGGAAAAUGCGGUUCGUGGGGCAGCAACCAAGAAGAUUGGAAGUAUUUGCUACUGUGGCUUGGUUUAUAUGGCACCGUAGGAACAAGAUUAGAUUAAAGGAAGAGUGUUUGCCUACUGUGAAGGUAUUCAACGCAGCCAGCAACUAUCUCACUGAGUAUCAGAGGAAAUUUCUGAUGAUCAAGCCGAAAACCAUACCUGGAAGAACCAUAUGGAGACCUCCGAUGGGGGAGAUGUACAAGACAAACUUUGAUGGGGCUGUCUUUGCAGAGUCUAGAGAGGCGGGAAUUGGAGUUGUAAUUCGGAAUUCAAAUGGCGAGGUGGUAGCAGCGUUGUCUGAAAAAAUUCCCUACUCGGAUUCUGUGGAGGUCUUGGAGGCUUUGGCUGCAAGAAGGGCAGCUUUAUUUGCAGUGGAGGUGGGUAUAUUUCAAUCUGUGUUUGAAGGUGACUCGGAGUUGGUGUGCAACGCGUUGAAGGCAGCUGAUGGUGGCCACCCGUCUAUUGGUCAGUUUGUUAAAGACUUUUUGUCUAUUGACAAUCUGGAUCUACAAUCAUCAGAUUAUCAGGAAUCAUUGAUGAAAGUUCACACCCAGAACAAUCAAAGUCUCAAAAGUGAUCUCUUUGAACUUCUACAGAAGGCAGACAAACUAGAUAGCAGCCUGAAAUGGAGGCUAAACUAUAUAAGUUUUGAGGGAAACCAGUGCAACAAAGUUGGCUGCAAUCCUUGCCGUUCUCAAAUACCAAAACCAAUCUUCAUGACAAAUAAUAGUUCUGUAUUAUCAAGGGUUGCAACCUCAAGUAAAACACGCAUUAGAUGGACUCAGGAUCUUCACAAUCAAUUUGUAGAAUGUGUAAAUCGUCUUUUUUUUUUUUUUUUUGAAAAGGCAACUCCAAAGGAAAUCCUAAAGAUCAUGGUUGCUAGUGGAUUAACCAUUUUGCAAGUCACUUGCAGAAAUAUCGUACUACCAGAUAUAUUUCAGAAUUUACAGAAGGUAUUUGAUUCCCUGUAUGGCAAUAGAUGUGCUGAAGUGGCAGCACCAUCUCUUAUUAGUAAAGGGAAAUCAGACAGAACUCACAUGAAUCAAUUAACGCCAUUGGAUCUCAAGACUGGCAAGGAGAUAGCAGAAGCACUGAGACUGCAACUACAUGUCCAGAGAUGCUUACAUGAACAACUGGAGGUUCAAAGAGAAGUGCAAUCAAGGAUUGAAGAACAAGGGAGGAAGCUAAAAAUAAUGUUAGACCAACAACAAAUAACAACCAAGACUCUUAUAUAAUUCUAAUAUUGAAUGUCAAAUGUGUGUUUUCAAUGGCCAUUCAGUACUCUCUCAAAGUGCUGAUUUUGGUUAAGGAUAUUGUAAGGAGAGAAGGCUGGUAACCAACAGGCAAUAUAGGGAACAGCCAACAAAAAGAUCAUGUAUCUAAUUCCAUAACUUGGAGUUGACACACCAUAUAAUCAA
Quercus robur (English oak) is the source of this 3483-nucleotide messenger RNA. RefSeq lists its product as uncharacterized. The transcript is spliced from 11 exons. The record is from RefSeq and is a predicted model, not a curated record. Gene Ontology annotation, molecular function: DNA binding; RNA-DNA hybrid ribonuclease activity. Lineage: Eukaryota; Viridiplantae; Streptophyta; Magnoliopsida; Fagales; Fagaceae. Bases 1 to 3300 code for a protein of 1099 amino acids.